AUGGCAGAUCGAUUCCCAUCGUUGGACGAAUUAGGGGACCAGCCUGCACCAACAACCAGCACGCCGGCCGCGGAUAGCGAUGAUUUCCUGGCUCGAGAGCGAGCUGCAUUGGGGGACGAUGCCGACCAGUUCAUCUCCGCCAAUGAUCAUAUGAAAACCCCCACGGUAGCAGAUGCCGAAGACGACCUCCUAGGCGCCGGCGAGCAGCAUCAGGGAAUGGAUGAGGAGACGGCAGGCUUUGAGUCGUCGUUUCCAGCUUUAGAAUCGCAAAACGAGCAAGUCGCUCCCGGCGGGACAAUCACUGGCGCAGACACCUUCCAGCGUUCUUUCUCGACGUAUCAGGAACCUGAGGAGGAGUCGGAAGCUGUCCGCGAAUGGCGCACGAAGCGCGACGAAGAGCUCUCCCGGCGCGCCGCCAUCUCCUCGGAACGCAAGGCGGCCACCAUCAAAAAGGCGCAGGAGGACAUCGACGACUACUACGAAUCCUACAACAAGCGCGCCGACAAAGCCAAGGAGCGCACGCGCGCCGACGCGGAGGAAUUCCUCGCCAACCGCGAAGACACCGCCGCCGGCGGCACCAGCUGGGAGCGCAUCGCCAAGCUCGUCGAUGUCAGCGGCAAGGGCAUCAAGGGCGGCGCGAGCGGGUCGGGCAAGGAGCGCUUUAGAGAGUUGCUGAUGGACCUGAAGAAGGACCAGAGUGCCCCUGGGGUGAGCGGGCUUUGA
Messenger RNA from Ophidiomyces ophidiicola, 723 nucleotides. It is a transcript of the gene clc1, whose product is annotated as Clathrin light chain. Gene Ontology annotation, biological process: clathrin coat assembly; intracellular protein transport; clathrin-dependent endocytosis. The coding region runs from base 1 to 723 and encodes 240 amino acids. Gene Ontology annotation, cellular component: clathrin coat of trans-Golgi network vesicle; clathrin coat of coated pit; plasma membrane. Gene Ontology annotation, molecular function: clathrin heavy chain binding; structural molecule activity. The record is from RefSeq and is a predicted model, not a curated record. NCBI's taxonomy places the organism in Eukaryota, Fungi, Ascomycota, Eurotiomycetes, Onygenales, Onygenaceae. The transcript has 4 exons.